This is a messenger RNA of Cyphomyrmex costatus, 1186 nucleotides long. RefSeq names its product serine/threonine/tyrosine-interacting protein. Gene Ontology annotation, cellular component: cytoplasm; nucleoplasm. Gene Ontology annotation, molecular function: F-box domain binding. Lineage: Eukaryota; Metazoa; Arthropoda; Insecta; Hymenoptera; Formicidae. The record is from RefSeq and is a predicted model, not a curated record. Bases 206 to 892 code for a protein of 228 amino acids. Gene Ontology annotation, biological process: negative regulation of SCF-dependent proteasomal ubiquitin-dependent catabolic process; negative regulation of protein binding; regulation of ERK1 and ERK2 cascade. The transcript has 5 exons.
GAGCAACGUUCAUUGUUGGACUACGCGGAUGACAGUGAAGCCAAAUUAUACGCUCACUGUCGACUGUACAACGAUUGUAAACAGCGAUGAUCAAGUGGGGACGUGCAAAAUAUUAGGAUUUACAUAUCAAUGGCGUUGAUACCAAAUUUGUUCUAUUUUGAAUGAACCUCGUAUCUUUGAUUCCAGUUUCUGUUUUCUCUCGAGAAUGGACGGAUUUAAAGACACUAAAGGAGACAAUGAAUCAGAAUCUGACCAUAACUGUCCAGAAAUUCCUAAUAUCUUCUGUGUAGAAAGACCUAAAGAAUGGACUUAUACAAUGAGAAGACUCAUGCAGGAGGUGGUACCUGGUGUGUUUCUUGGUCCAUACAGUGCUGCCAGUCGCUCUAAAUUGCAAUCUUUGCUGGAUCAUGGAAUAACACAUAUAGUUUGUGUCAGGCACACUAUUGAGGCAAAUCUUAUAAAGCCAAACUUUCCCAACAGCUUCAAAUACCUAGUCUUGGAGAUUGCUGACACAAUAACGGAAAAUAUAAUUCAACAUUUCAAAAAGGUGAAAAUAUUCAUUGAUGAAGCCUUGAAUUCAGGCGGUCGAGCUUUGAUUCAUGGAAAUGCUGGUAUUUCGAGAUCCGCUGCAUUAGUCUUGGCAUACGUUAUGGAAACAUACGAACUUUCACAAAUGCACGCAUAUUCGAUGGUACAACAAAGAAGAUUCUGCAUAAAUCCAAACGAAGGUUUUAUGGUUCAACUAAGAGAAUAUGAACCCAUCUAUCAGGCAGAGAAAAUGCUAAAAAAUGUACAACAAAGUUCGGAAGCUCAACGUAACAAACGAACAAUUCAUCAGAUUGAAAUAGACAAUCGAUCGCCAGAUAAGGUCGAGAACACAAUAAAUAGUUGAUUAUAACUUAUAGAAAAUAGGGAGAAAAUCAAAGUUACCAAAGUUUGUCUUGUUAAAUCGGAUGAACGAAAAUAUUUUUCUUUUUUAACCGAGCUCCCUGCAUUUUCUGUCAAUUUUCAUUUUAUUUUACUUUUCUUAUUCUUUACUCGUCGUUUUAACUGCAGAAGGUGAAUAUAUAGCACAACAGACAAAAACAAAUUUGUAGCUAAAUCUGAACACCAAUGUUACUAGUAUUUUAAUAGAAAUGAGAUAACAUUUAACUUGAUUAAAUAAAUUGAUUUAAUUAGUCAUUAA